AUGCCGGCGACACGGCCACGCGCCUCCUUCGAGCCCAUUUCCCCCGACUUCGACCUCAAAGCGCUCGUGGAAUCGACGGAGAAGUUCAGCUAUGUCGAUCGCAUCAGUGUUGAUAUGAUCGACCAGCAAGGUCUGCCCGCCUUCGAGAAGCUCGUACUGCUCCACGUGAUCGUGGGAGGCAAGCCGCUGGUCAUCGACGGCUUCGAGGACCGCCUGGAUCCCUGGACCUUCACCCCGAAAUGGCUCGAGUCCAAUUGCGGGGACAAGCAAGAGAACUCGCGCAACCUGACGAGCAAGGACAACCUCCCAUUGACUAUGGCGCAUUACCUCUCGAACAUGGGCAUGCUCACGAACCAAUUCUUCGGCAAGCCAGGCGCAUACAAAGAGCCGAAGAGACAGAGGGUGUACUUGAAGGACAUCGAUUGCCCGCCUGUCUGGCAGGACAAGCUGAGAGAGCAUAUCCCGAGCAUGCUCUACUACUUGAACGAGAGCACUGGCGAUGUUGGGGGACCCGGUGCAGUGCCAGAAAGCAACGUGUCAGGACGGAGGCUGGGGAAGGGCAUCGCAAGAGCAGGGGACUUGAUGAGCUCGCUACCACCGGACAUGCGUGCGGAGAAUUUGAUGUGCUACAUCGGACACGAAGGGACAUACACGCCUUCUCAUCGCGAGAUGUGCGCUUCUCUUGGCCAGAAUAUCAUGGUGGAGGCGAGUAACACAGUGAACGAUGACGGCAAAGCCGAGAAGCCUGGGUCAUCUAUCUGGUUCAUGACUGAGUCGAAAGAACGGCACAUGGUGUCUGAAUACUGGUUGAGUGUGCUUGGCCAUGACAUCGAAGUUGAGAACCACUUCGCGCAGGUUGUGGCAUGGAAGAAAGCGCCCUUCCACACAUAUGUCGUCGAGCAACGCCCUGGAGACUUCAUCCUCAUUCCCCCGCUCGCGCCGCAUCAAGUCUGGAACCGUGGAACGAGAACGAUGAAGGUGGCUUGGAAUAGGACGACCGUGGAGACGCUUGAAAUGGCACUCAACGAAGCCUUACCACGCAGCAGGAUCGUGUGCCGUGACGAGCAAUACAAGAACAAAGCCAUCAUCUACUACGCCCUGCAGAAGUACAGUGGGCUGCUCACACUAGCGCAGACUCAAGCGUCUCGCAUGCCCAACCAGGAAGCCGCACAUCAGCUCUUGACAAGCCCCAAGAUCAAACAACUGGCCAAGGACUUCAAGCGCCUUUUCAACCUCUAUAGACAAAUACUCCUCUCCGAGAUGUUCAACCCCGACGAGGCCCCACCAAAGCAGGUCGAGUAUCUGCCCUUCGAUGGAAACGUGACUUGCGCUUACUGCCGCGGGAACAUCUUCAACCGCUUCCUGACGUGUCCGUCCUGCAAAGAUGUACUUGGCCACCACACCGGCGACGGAGAAGGCGACCCGUACGAUGUCUGCAUGGACUGCUAUGCCAUGGGUCGCAGCUGCGCCUGCAUCAGCAAUCUGAAAUGGGCGGAGCAGUUCCGUUGGAAAGAGCUGGCGGCCAAGUAUGAGACGUGGCGCAAGCUCAUCAUCGCCUUUGAUGGCGGACAGGUCACAGACAAGACUCCAUUGCCGAUCAACGAAGAGCGGAAGCGGCUAGGCAAGACGACUCUCGCGCAAGUUUGCAAAGAACAGCUCAAGCAGAGACCGUGGAAGGACGUCCACAAGUCCUCCAGCGAGCCCAAGAGCGAUGCCGAAGAGGAAGAGGAGAUUAUCGUCGACGACAACGGCAACGUCAAGAAAACCCAGAAGAAGCGGUCGAAAGCUUGGCUGAACAACAACAGCCCUUGCCAUGUCUGCUGCCAUCGCCACCCGAACUGGAAGAUGGCGCAGUGCACAAAAUGUGAACGGAGGUGGUGCUAUGGUUCGCUAUUUAGGGGCUGGGACAAGAUGCCUAUCGAGAUCAUGGAAGACAAGGAUUGGGAGUGUCCGCAUUGUCUUGGCAUCUGUUUUGCAGGUGCUUGCAAGACGUCUGGGAAGAUGAAUCCUUAUGAGCCGAAGGGCACGUUGUUGGGCCACGACACGAAGCAGGUUGCAGACGCCAGGAGUGUUGAAGCUUUGGUGGACUUCUCGGUCAGCAACCUCAAUUGGCUGAAGGAGGACGAUCCGGCAAAUCGCGCACAGAGCAAGAGGCUGCAGAGAGCUCAACUCGAGGCUCAGAAGGCCAAAGAGACGGACCCAACACUCGAAGACGAGGAUGUGGAGGCGGACAAUGUUGACGAGAGCCGCGUCGAUGAGACACAGAUGGAGAUGGAAGACAUCGAGACCGAGGCACCACCGAUCGAUCCUGCACUUACCGGAAAUAACGGCUACGAAGACGACGAGUCUUUCGCCCUCAGACUGCAGCAGGCGAACAAGGCGCCAACGCCAGGACGCGCGCCUAGAGCUUCAGAUUCAGGCGAGGCACCUGACGGGUAUGCGCCUGUCAGCCACGCUGGCUACGUCCCACCACCGGCGAACAUGUAUCCUCAGCCUGACGAAGCGAAUGGCGCGUACAACUACCCUGGCUUUGCUCGCCCGACGAGUGUCGAGCCCAUGCGAGACGGCAGCGAAGAGCUUGUUGGCGGUCUCAGGCCUUUCAAGCGGUCGCGGCCGGCUGAUGAAGAGGACGCCGAAGGAGAAGACAUCGCCAUGACGAAAGGUCCAAAGUCGAAGAAACCCAGAAUGACCGCUGCUGGCUUCCGCAGUCUUGACCUGGCUGAUGGCAUGGCGCCGAGCUCGGCUUCGAAGGCGAAAAACGAGGCACAGCGGCAGUUCGAGAAGGAGAAGGAGCGGAAGGCGCUCGACAAGGCGAAAGCGGAGGGUCGCUUCAUCAUGCUCUCAGCUGCGCUUCGAGGGAAGCGUAGGGUGGUGCGGCUACUCAUUCCUCGUGAGAAGCUGGCUCAGAUCAUGGCACAGCAAGCGGCCAAGGCUGCACUGACCGCCGGCGAUGAAGCCGAUGCGGAUGGCGGAGUGGAUGACGGCGUGCCACAACCAGCACCCGAAGCCACAGAGGCAGACGACGGCGAGAUGGUGCUGAAGAGCGACAUCCAGCCCAAGAAGACCAAAGAUACCCGUGCAUACUACCAGCAACGCCAACAAAGCGGCCACGUAGUAGUCGGCGGGCAGCGCAAAGCUCUCAUCCCCGUGGAAAAGGACGACAACUACCGGCAAUACACUUCCCAGAAGAAAGUCGGCGGCGGCGGCGGCGGUGCUCACCGCAAAGGCCGCAACGCGCCCAACGUCGACUACGAGGAAGUCGACAUCGGCAGCGACGACGAAGGCGUCGCAGACAACGACUUCAUCCUCGUCUCCGCCUCCCGCGCCGGCUCGUCUGCCGUCCGCAAACCGAAAGACCGCCGUAGUCUGCCGAACUACCUCCAACGCCGCGGCGACGAUGCCGAGGAGGAGUUCCCCGACGAGCUGCCAUCGGAAUAUCGCGAUCGCACGAAUCAAGACCGCUCUUCUCGCCCGAAGAAGGCGAAUGGUCUUGUUGGUAGAUCGAGGAAAUCUGCUAGUUUGGUCGAGAGUAGUCUGACUGCGGGGAAGCGGCCGAGCGUGAGGCCUCCGCCGACAACUAUUGAUCUCGACGCUGAUGCGGAGGGGGAUAUGGAGCUCGAUGAUGUGACGAUAGGCGCGAUCGAUGAUGCUGCGAAUGGGGAGUGGAUGGAUGUCGACGAAGUCGUGGACGCCCCGGGGUUCGCUGCUGUCAACCACCCUGCGCGUGGGACGGCGGGGAAGAGCGUGACGUUUGCACCGGAUACGGACAAGUCUGCACGGUUGAAGCAGAAGAAUAGGGCGAUGGAUGAGCAGAAUAGGUUGGCGAAGCUGCAGGCGCUCGAUAUGGUUGAUGAGCCCUCCAUGGGAACGGGGAAGGGCCGCGCGGGUGGGGGAAAGGGUGGGCACGUGGUUAGCAUGGCUGGGGUGUUGGGGGAGGAGAGUGAGGACGAGGAUGAGGGGGAUGAGAUUGAGGUCGUGCCUGCGCGGAGGGUGGGUGCUGCUCGGUCAUUGGCGGUCUGA
Molecule: messenger RNA, 4020 nt
Organism: Saxophila tyrrhenica
Lineage: Eukaryota; Fungi; Ascomycota; Dothideomycetes; Mycosphaerellales; Extremaceae
Exons: 1
Coding region: 1-4020 (1339 amino acids)
Source: RefSeq, a predicted model, not a curated record